AUGGCGACCUCCAGUGAGAGCUCAGAAACCAGCGAAAGCACACUGAGGAAAAGACGUGGCGAUAGAUCGAACUCAGAUGCCAUUUCGAGUGACAGUAACAGUGAAACAAUUCAAGAAGAAGAGCUUUUCAAAUAUGAAAAGAAAGGAGUUAUUUCUUUACAAACUGGGACUUUUUGGCUCACUCGAAUUGUGCUGUUGCGAUCAAUUGCUUUCAUCUACUUUGUUGCUUUCAGCGUGGCCUACAACCAGAAUAAACAGCUGAUUGGAGACAGAGGGCUAAUGCCAUGUAAAGAGUACCUGCGCAGUGUUAAACGUUAUGUGGGAGGCAAGAUUGGUACGGCUGCCCUGGCAUACACCCCCUCAAUAUUAUGGUUCCUUGACUGGAGUGACAUGGAUGCCAACCUUGAUGGCAUUGCACUGGCAGGCCUGGCACUGUCUGGCUUUGUCUUAGUAACAGGAAGGGCCAAUAUGUUUAUUAUGGCACUACUGUGGAUCCUUUACCAUUCUCUUGUGAAUGUUGGUCAACUCUGGUAUUCCUUUGGUUGGGAGAGCCAGUUACUAGAGACAGGAUUUCUGGGUAUCUUUCUGUGCCCGCUCUGGAGCCUGGAACAGCUGCCCAGGAACUGCCCUCCUUCCCUCAUUACUAUCUGGACCUUCCGCUGGCUCAUUGUACGCAUAAUGCUUGGUGCGGGGCUGAUAAAGAUCAGGGGAGACCGCUGCUGGAGAGAUCUAACUUGCAUGGACUACCACUAUGAGACCCAGCCAGUGCCAAACCCCAUGUCGUACUACAUGCAUCGAUCUCCUUGGUGGUUCCAUCGUUUUGAGACGCUUAGUAACCACUUCAUCGAGCUUAUUGUACCUUUCUUUACCUUCAUGGGCAGACGAAUGUGUAUGGUGAACGGAGCCCUGCAGAUCCUCUUUCAGGUGGCUCUGAUAAUAAGUGGAAACCUGAGCUUUCUGAACUGGCUUACCGUGGUACCAAGCUUGGCCUGCUUUGACGAUUCAGCUUUGGCGUUUCUGUUCCGCCCUUCUGGAGGACCAAGGCAGACACUACUGAAGAUUCAAGCUGAGGAGACUGCAGGAAAGACUCCACCACCCACCAAAGGUCUGUUGAUAAGGCGGGUGUUGAAUGUGUCUCUGGGUGUUCUGAUAGCGUACCUGAGCAUUCCUGUGGUGAUGAACCUGUUCAGUGCCAAACAGAUCAUGAACACGUCCUUCGAUCCUCUUCGCAUUGUCAAUACAUAUGGAGCCUUUGGCAGCAUCACUAAAGAGCGGACUGAGGUGAUUCUGCAGGGCACGCUGAGCGCGGACCCCUCGGACCCUGGGGCAGUAUGGGAGGAAUAUGAGUUCCGGUGUAAGCCUGGAAACGUGAAGCGUCGACCGUGUCUUAUCUCUCCAUAUCAUUACAGGCUGGAUUGGCUCAUGUGGUUUGCAGCUUUCCAGACGUAUGAACAGAGUGAGUGGGUAAUUCAUAUUGCAGGGAGACUUUUAGCUAAUGACUCCACUGUAUUGUCACUAAUGGAUCACAACCCUUUCCAGGGAAGACAAAAACCAAGGUGGAUACGUGGAGAACACUACAGGUAUAAGUUCAGUGAACCUGGCAGUUUGAAAGCUUCCCAAGGGAACUGGUGGAUCAGAAAACGCAUUGGACCCUAUUUCCCCCCUGUGGACCUUGCUGGACUCAGAAUGUACUUCCAGUCCAGGAACUGGCCACUUCCAGACAGUUAAUAACAUUCUGUCUCUGAAGGUGCUGGACAUUUUUAGCAGUUAAAUGGUCAAAGCCUUCAUCUGCCCAAUAUUCAAAGACAAAACUGAAUAAAAGCCUUGUCUACUCUGCUUUGACAACUGUGUGCCCUUGGUGCUGUCUUACAUAACAGAAAUGAGACAUCUUUUCUUUGGCCGUUUCAACAUCUCUGCAAAAAUAGCUUCAGAGGACUCAUCGCUGGGAGUAUAUCAGAGGAUGUAUGACAGCAAGGGUAGCUUUAAGGUAUA
Chanos chanos (milkfish) is the source of this 1992-nucleotide messenger RNA. It is a transcript of the gene lmf1, whose product is annotated as lipase maturation factor 1. Gene Ontology annotation, cellular component: endoplasmic reticulum membrane. Gene Ontology annotation, biological process: protein maturation. The transcript is spliced from 11 exons. The record is from RefSeq and is a predicted model, not a curated record. Bases 1 to 1728 code for a protein of 575 amino acids. NCBI's taxonomy places the organism in Eukaryota, Metazoa, Chordata, Actinopteri, Gonorynchiformes, Chanidae.